GGACUUCAGAUUUCCUCUAUGACAGCUGGCACCAGCACAAGGAACACUUCACAGAAAAUGUAAACAAUGGCCCUUGCUAAUUUAAUACCUAAACGUCCUACAGGUUGGAUGCACCGUGAAAUGACCAUAAUAAUCGCCCUGGCUUCUGUGUCUGUUGUAGCUGUGCUUAUUGUUUUUUUUCUUCUUUGGAUAUAGGAUAUUUGGAGAAGAUCGGAAGCAAGGUCUGCAUAGUAUGAAUAUGAUGGAAGCUGCAACAUCAGAACCAUCUUUAGAUUUGGAUAACCUUAAGUUAUUAGAGCUUAUUGGUCGUGGUCGUUAUGGGUCAGUGUACAAAGGAUCCUUAGAUGAACGUCCAGUGGCUGUGAAAGUUUUUUCAUUCAACAAUCGACAGAAUUUUAUCAAUGAAAGGAGUAUAUACCGCACUCCUUUGUUGGAGCAUGAUAACAUUGCCCAUUUUAUUGUGGCUGAUGAGAGGGUGACUUCAGAUGGACGUCUGGAAUACCUGCUAGUAAUGGAGUACUAUGCAAAUGGAUCCCUUUGCAAAUAUUUAAGUGUGCACACCAGUGACUGGCUCAACUCCUGCCGCCUGGCACACUCGGUAACCAGAGGAUUGGCAUACCUACAUACAGAGCUGCUUCGAGGAGAUCUAUACAAACCGGCUAUUUCACACCGUGACCUGAACAGUCGUAAUGUGCUAGUGAAGAGCGAUGGCACUUGUGUUAUCAGCGACUUUGGCCUGUCCAUGCGACUUACAGGAAACCGGCUGGUGAGGCCAGGAGAUGAGAUGAAGAUAAUGCAGCAAUAAGUGAGGUUGGCACAAUCCGUUACAUGGCUCCUGAAGUCUUGGAAGGAGCAGUGAAUCUGAGAGACUGCGAGUCUGCUUUGAAGCAAGUGGACAUGUAUGCACUGGGCCUCAUAUACUGGGAAAUCUUCAUGAGAUGUACUGAUCUCUUUCCUGGAGAAUCUGUACCGGAGUAUCAAAUGGCAUUUCAGGCUGAAGCUGGCAAUCACCCUACAUUUGAAGACAUGCAAGUAUUGGUGUCAAGAGAGAAGCAAAGGCCUAAAUUUCCAGAGGCAUGGAAAGAGAACAGCCUGGCUGUAAGAUCACUCAAAGAAACAAUUGAUGAUUGCUGGGAUCAGGAUGCAGAAGCCAGGCUUACAGCCCAGUGUGCAGAGGAGAGAAUGGCUGAGUUAAUGAUGAUCUGGGAAAGGAAUAAGUCAGUAAGCCCAACCAUCAACCCAACCUCUACAGCUGUGCAGAAUGAGCGCAAUCUGUCACAAAGUCGACGGGUCGCAAAAAUUGGUCCAUACCCUGAUUAUUCAUCAUCAUCUUAUAUUGAAGAUUCUGUGCACAACCCUGACAGUAUAGUAAAGAACAUCUCAUCUGAGAACUCCAUGUCCAGCACUCCCCUUACUACCAGUGAGAAGAAUCGGAACUCUAUUAACUAUGAGCGCCAGCAGGCUCAGGCACGUCUCCCUAGCCCAGAGACCAGUGUAACCAGCUUGUCAACCAACACUACCACUACCAACACUACAGGGCUAACACCAAGCACUGGUAUGACCACAAUAUCUGAGGUCCAGUACUCAGAUGAAACUAUGCAUGGCAUACAGCCUACUGGGCCCACUCCUGUUUGUCUGCAGCUCACAGAGGAAGACCUAGAGACCAAUAAGCUGGACCCAAAAGAAGUUGAUAAGAACCUAAAGGAAAGCUCAGAUGAAAACCUUAUGGAACAUUCCCUGAAACAGUUCAGUGGGUCUGACCCACUGGGCAGCACCAGCUCCAACUUAUUUUACCCACUAAUUAAGCUGGCAGUGGAAUCCACAGGGCAGCAGGAUUUUACCCAAGUGGGAAAUGGCCAAGCUUGCUUAGUACAAGACAUACACCCUGCACAACACUAUCCUCUUCCUAAGCAACAAAACCUUCCCAAAAGACCCACCACCCUUCAGCUAAAUACUAAAUCCUCUGGCAAAGAGUCUAGGCUUAAAUUUGGCAGCAAGCACAAAUCUAACUUGAAGCAUGUUGAGACAGGAGUGGCCAAAAUGAACACAGUGAGUGCUGCAGAACCCCAUGUGGUGACAGUAACCACAGCUGCCGGUAGGACAGGUUAUGUGAACUCUCAGGGGCCCUCAAGCCAGCAUUCAAAUACAGUCUUAGGUCCCAGUACCAACUCCGUAGCCCAAAGAGCACAGGAGAUGCUACAAAACCAAUUCAGAGGUGAGGACAGCCGUCUGAACAUCAACUCUAGUCCAGAUGAGAAUGAGCCACUGCUGAGGAGAGAACAACAAGCUGGGCAAGAUGAGUCUGUACUUGACCGACUAGUGGAAAGGAGGGAUCGGCCACAGGAGACCAGCAGGGUAAACUCAAAUAACAAUAACAACAGCAGCCAGUGUGUACAGCAAGAUCCAGGAGCACAGGUUCCUUUUGUAGAACAUAGACAACGCCAGACAAGGAGAGCACAGAGACCUAACUCCCUGGACUUGUCCACCUCCAGUAUUAUGGAUAACUGCAGCACACAAUGUGAUACGCUAUCAGACAGUCGGGCUGGCUCAGGCGAGAAGAUAAAGAAGAGAGUAAAGACACCAUACUCCCUGAAACGAUGGCGCCCCUCCACAUGGGCAAUCCCCACUGAGCGUCAGGACUGUGAGGUCAACAACAAUGGAGGCGAUGACACCUUCAGCCACUCAAAGUCGAGCACAGCUGUUUACCUUAUAGAUGGGGGCACCACCACUGCUGCCCUUUCUAAAGAUGCCAGGAUGAGCUGCUUGUAA
Messenger RNA from Staurois parvus, 2769 nucleotides. Lineage: Eukaryota; Metazoa; Chordata; Amphibia; Anura; Ranidae. The record is from the annotation of a GenBank genome assembly.